Molecule: messenger RNA, 4095 nt
Organism: Penicillium diatomitis
Lineage: Eukaryota; Fungi; Ascomycota; Eurotiomycetes; Eurotiales; Aspergillaceae
Exons: 4
Coding region: 1-4095 (1364 amino acids)
Biological process (GO): mRNA export from nucleus
Cellular component (GO): transcription export complex 2; cytoplasm; nucleus
Source: RefSeq, a predicted model, not a curated record
AUGGCGGACGCUGCGGUGCAGCGAGGUCGCGGGUUUUCGCGCGGAGCCACAAGAGGGGGUUCAGACCGAGGUGGUCAAAAUUUCACAACUGCUCGUGGAAGAGGAGGACGUGGUAGAGGGAAUGCUGGUGGAACCUAUUCGCGCGGCCGUGGUGCGGGUACCUCGGCCACAGGACCAUCCCAUGCUCCACGUUGGGGCGCGCCUCCUUCGACGAAUGCGACAGGCGCCAGCUCUCCAUUUGCGCAAUUGAAUCAACAGAACCGGCCAAACCAGCCGUCUCCAUUUUCGAAUGCGUCCGGCUCGAAUCAGUCACGAACAGCAUCGCCCGCUGCAGAUAAUGCCUACAAUCCCAGCUCGGCGCAGCGCACCCAAAGACACGCGUCGAAUGGUCAUGCACAUGGCCAUGGGGGCCUCACAAAGCAGCAGAAAUUCGAAUCUGCAGCCACCUCCGGUUCAUUCCCAGACCGCUAUGAGCAGCUGAAAAUCGACCGCACCAAGGAAAGACAGAAGGCUAUCAGAAAUGGUCUGAUGGCUGAUCCAAACCAGCCUACUUCCCUCAACAAAGCCAUUCGACCCGUCGGCACCUGCGAGAGCAUGUGUCCUGAAUUUGAGCGCGUGGAACGCAUUGUUCAAAAGAUGGUGGAUCGCAGCGAGAAGCAAUUCGACCCAUCAACGAAUUCAUUGCAGAAUGUGGAAGCGAAGAUGCUGAAGCGCUUUCGCCGCUCAGCUGCUGGUUACGAUGAACAGCUCCCAUCCGACAUCCGAACUCCGAAAGCUUUGCUUCAAGCUACGAACUAUCUGAUUCGGUAUAUAGUUGGUGGGACGGAGCCACUUGGAGUUGUCCAUAAAUUUGUCUGGGACCGGACGCGCUCAAUUCGCAACGACUUCUCUGUGCAGCAAGUGACUCGUGGAGCUGAUGUCAAAAUCGCGGUGCUUUGCUUGGAAAGAAUUGCUCGGUUCCAUAUUCUUUCGCUUCAUCUCCUUUCAAGCCCGGCGAACGAGGAACAGUUUGAUCGUCAUCAGGAACGCGAGCAACUCAACAACACCAUGCUGUCCCUUAUGUACUACUACGAUGAUAAUCGUGGCCGCGUACAUUUUCCAAACGAGGAAGAAUUCCGCGCGUACUACAUCAUCUUCUCCAUACACGACCAACGCCCAGACCUCGAAUCCCGAGUACAGAAGUGGCCCGCGGCAUUGCUUAACUCCCCUCGUGUUCAGGUGGCUCUGGAACUGUACGCUGCGGCCUGCAACACAUGGGAAUACCAGGGUACAUUGGAUGCGCGCAGACCGAAUGCAAUCGCCCAAGGCUUCUAUUCACGCUUCUUUCAUAUUAUCGACUCCCGAAGCGUCUCCUACCUGAUGGCAUGCGUGGCCGAGAUCUACUUUACGCACGUCCGGCAAACUACCAUUCGUGCAAUCUGGAAAGCAUAUUGCCGCGUCCCAUUAUCACAACAGCAUAAGAACGACGAAUGGACUCUGGAGCAGUUGACCAAGGUACUCUACUUUGAUGACGAGGAGCAAACCAUCAGAUUCUGCGAGGACCAGGAUCUCCAAAUCGCCGAAAAUAGCAACGGUGAAAAGUAUCUCGAUUGGGGCAGUCGCCCAGUUGAGUCGGUUGGUUUCUCGCCAUCUUCCGAGCAUGCAUUUUCGGAAACAUACGUUGAAUCGAAGCGUGCUGGCCGCAACUUGGUGGCGGUCAUUCUCGGAAUGUCCGUCCGGGAGGCUGCAUCGAUUGGCAUGAUCGACAAGUCUGUAGUGUCUGAACGUAUGCGAAUCAGUCCUGCGGGUAGUCCUGCCCCUGCCCAAGAAAAUGUUUUUACGAGUAGCAAGGACAAUACGCAAGCCGUCGCUCCUACACAGGCCUUCCCGACGAGUUUUGGAGGCAGUUUCACGCCAUCAACACUCCCGGCACAAGAAGCUGUCAAAGUUGGUCAGCCGUUCCAACCGCCCUCGCUACCUUCGUUUGGAGCUCCAGCUCAGGCAACUCCCGCAGCCGGCACGAGCGCGCCUGUUACUGGCCUAAAUCCUUUCUCCACCAUGUUAUCUGGCAAGAAUGCAAGCAAUGCUUUGAACAAAGCCUCGACGAAUCCCGCUUCUGCCCAAGAACCGUCAGCAGCCUCCCCAUCCUCCUUCGGAAAGCCAUCAAAAAUCACACCGGGCGCAACUGAAGCUCCCUCGACCGAAUUCUCGAAUCAAGAACAUGGUGCAGCAACCGAAAUCACUCCUGCCUCCAAUCCCUUUUUCUCUAUGCAAUCUGGCCCUGGUACGGCAUCCGUUAUCCAAACAGCGGCGACGAAUCCUUUUGCCAGUACGAAAACAUCGUCACUAUCACCAUUCUCCUUCCCCAAACCGACAGUAACAGCUCCUGCCACAUCCGCCUCUUCACCCAUCGAUCUCUCGAAGCCAACACACGUCACGUCCGCGGAGGGAGAAAAGGUCCCUUCAGUCCCUUCAUUAUCGACGUCAAAUAAGCAACUGCAGCCUGCCACUACCUUUUCGACCAGCUCCCCAUUCGCCUUCCCCAGCUCAAAUGUUCCCACCAAUAUUGAUGGUGCUGCUGCUGCUUCUCCAAAUCCCUUUGCAGCCUCUUUGUCUGCCCUUGGCUCUUCAAAACCGCCUCCAGUAGCCGAAGAUGCCAACAUCAAUCCAAUCCUCACAAAACCGAGCGCUCUAUUGGCUAAAUCAAAGAACAGCAACAUUUCAGAAACCGCGCAGACAAGUUCAACCUCUGCUGCUUUCCCCUCUGGGCCCUUGCCAUCGUCGAAUGGUCUUAUGUUCCCUCCGCCAACAAAACCGGCCGAUGGUACAUACAAGGACAAUCAUGCGACAACCAAUGUCCUGAGCUUUAACAAAGAAGGUCCUUCCCAAGGCCUGUCCACUGGAUUGGCAUUCACACAAACGCCAUCUUUCAAUCAAGUCCCACAGACUUCUGCUUUCCAGUCGCUUGCUCUACCUGACGCCGGAAAGGGGUCUGACGGCCUUUUCAAGCCUUCUUUACCCUCUUCCCAACCACAACAACAAAAGGACUCCGCGCCAAAAAAGGUACCGACCCUUUUUGGGCCUUCUGCGGAGGCUUCCACUUUUGUUUCCUCUCAGAUGCAGAAACCUCUCUUUCCGCCUGGUACAACAGCCACGACUUCAGUGCCUUCUGGGCAGAGAGGGGAAUCGAAAUAUUCGCCCAGCCUGGAGACGACUCUCGAAAAGGCCAUAGAAAGCUCUGCUCAGGUGGCAACGCCGCAAGAACGUGCUCUCACAGUCUCUCAACUUGAUCACUCAGUUGCUACGCUUGUGCCUGCUGCGCCAUCUAACCUCUCUGAGGACGAACAAUGGCGUCCACCUCAAAAUAAGGAAGAAGACGUCGCAUUGUUCAAGCGUAUUAUGAAACGCGCUGAGGAGAAAGCCCAGCGCAAGGAAGACAAGCGCAAGCGCAAGCGACUUGAAGAGGAGCAAGCUCUGGCCAAAUCGCUACGUGAGGAACGGCGCAAGUUGUCCAAAUCAGCUAGCCCCGACGAGGAGCCUUCCGGCACGAAGAAAUUCUCCUUGGUACAAUCAUAUGUCAAAUCUCUACCAACACUACCGUGUUUAGAAAAGACCCGAAAGAUUCUGGAGUCAAAGGCCCCUGCGCCGGCUGAAUCUGAGGUCUCUAAGAAGCGCCAGCGCGAGAUUGAUGAGGACGAGUUGCUGCUCAACUCUGCUCGUAUCGUCGCCGAGCAAUUACGUUCAGGACCCAAAAUCUUUGAUGAUGUGUCACCUCAGAGUUUGGUGAAUUAUAACGCCUAUCAUGAUUACUGGGAACAACGGAGCAAAAGCCGUCUUUCCCACAGUAACAGCGCUUCGCCUUCCGCAACCCCGUUCGCACAGAGCGCGUCGCCCCCACAGUUCCCACGCCACCCUUAUUCGGUCGCCUAUGCGCCUGACACGUCCACUGGUCUUGGGAGAACAAUGUCGCGCACAGAAUACCGGAUUAGAAUGACGGGGGGUCAUGGACUGGCUUACAAGCCUUUGGACUUUUCGCGCGCGCGCGCCUCUUCGGGACAAAAGCACCCGAGUCAGGAGAAGGAGAAUGGCACGAAUCGGUUCGCAAUGAGUGGAUAG